AACCAUUGGCUUAAUCAAAGUCGGGAAUUCCUAACAUUUAAUAUUAUUACUAUAUUAUCCUUCGUUGAGCGAGAAAACGGGUUUUAAAAGUGAUAGUCGGUCAGUCGCCAUUGAAUCAACAAAAUGUAUUUACUUUUCGUGUUUUGUCUUAUACUAGGCAGUCGGGCACAAAAUUUUAUAGAUUUUAAUAAAAGGGUGAACAUUUUUGGCAUGGAGUUAAUGUAUUUUACGCAUCAAGAAGUAAAUAAUACAUUGAUAUCGCCAUUCGGAGUGUGGAGUGUUCUUACAGGUUUGACAACUGGCGUCACAAAUGAGAGUAAAACGCGGCUAUACGACAUUCUGCGCCUCCCCAACAAUGAGGCAAGAAUAAGAGUUGGGUAUAAGAAUUUGACGCAGAGUGUAUUAAACAAUACCAUUGUCCAAAGCAAAAAUAAUUUGUAUUACCAUAUAAACAAUACAAUUUCGAAACAAUUUGAAAAUGAUCUCACUAAUAACUUUGAUAUUUUAGCAGUAAAGCUUGAUUUUAGAGAAUCGUACACGGCUGCGUUGGUGGCGAAUAGAAUUGUAUUCGACGCUGGAAUCAAAACCAAUAAUUAUGUGUUAAACGAUACUGAUUUUACAGAUGCAAAUGUGAUAUUGACCUGUGUCAUCAAGUUUAGUGGUGUCUUUGAAUCGCCGUUUAGUAACGACAGGACAACAAUUCGACCAUUUUAUGUGAGCCCCAAUAAUAUUAAAGAAGUGAAUAUGAUGCAGCAAACUGGACAAUUUCAUUAUUCAAAAAUAGAUUCCAUAAGAUCCGAAGUAAUCGAGAUGCCAUAUACAGGAUAUAAUAUGUCACUGAUUGUGAUUCUUCCCAACAGACAGGUGUCUCUAGAUAAUUUAUACGACGGUUUCAGACAAACAUCUAUCGAAGAUGUGGUACGUAAACUGGAAAUGGAAGAAAAGAAGAUCGUAUCAGUUUCAAUACCAAGAUUUAAAAUAAGAUCAAAUUUAAUUUUAAAUGCGCCUUUGAGUCAGAUGGGUUUAGAUAUUUUUACACCAUACGCCAGAUUUAGUGAAACGUCAAAUAAUUUUUAUGUUUCCAAAUUGGUGCAUAAAGUUGAUUUGGAAUUUAUUGAAUCAGGUGUAAAUAAUCAAUUACAAUUGAUUCCCGCCAAGAUCUUCGUAGCGGAUCGUCCAUUCGUAUAUGUGAUUGUAGAGAAAACGACUAAAACAUGUGUAAUAAGUGGUAUUUUCACGCGACCAACGCCCUAUUAACGCUAACUUUUUGGAGAAAAGAUGGUACCAUAAACAAUAAGACCAAACAGACUGAGCUUUCAGUUGAAACAUGUUUUACUUAUACUCAGAAGCAAGUUGUAUGCAAGCAAGCCUCUUUUAAUAUAAUUUUAGGUUAAGAAUUGUUUAGAUAAAAUUCGUCUAAAAUAUAAUCUAAGAAGGUGUUAUCUUUUUUAUUGCAAAACUUUAUUUACGCGGUUUGAGACUAUGAUCCAUCCAGGAGGAACAUAUCGCGGGGAAGCAGGCACAAUGCCUUAAGACUCAAAAUAUUGAUUGUAAUAAAAUAAAUAAUAAUAAUUCUUUAUUUCUCUCAUACAACAUUUGCAACACACAAUACGAUUAACAAACGAUACGAGAACGUAAUAC
This is a messenger RNA of Pieris rapae (cabbage white), 1641 nucleotides long. Its product is annotated as serine protease inhibitor 77Ba-like. Bases 124 to 1257 code for a protein of 377 amino acids. Lineage: Eukaryota; Metazoa; Arthropoda; Insecta; Lepidoptera; Pieridae. The transcript has a single exon. Gene Ontology annotation, molecular function: serine-type endopeptidase inhibitor activity. The record is from RefSeq and is a predicted model, not a curated record.